Messenger RNA from Drosophila rhopaloa, 1809 nucleotides. It is a transcript of the gene ppk24, whose product is annotated as sodium channel protein Nach. Bases 1 to 1809 code for a protein of 602 amino acids. Gene Ontology annotation, cellular component: membrane. The transcript is spliced from 9 exons. The record is from RefSeq and is a predicted model, not a curated record. Gene Ontology annotation, biological process: sodium ion transmembrane transport. Gene Ontology annotation, molecular function: ligand-gated sodium channel activity. Lineage: Eukaryota; Metazoa; Arthropoda; Insecta; Diptera; Drosophilidae.
AUGGCAGUUGCAAUGGAGUCCUUGGAUCAGGAGCCCAUUCGUCUGGCGCCGGGUCGAGCUGCCUGGUGGAUACCCAAUCCCAGCAGAGCAGAACCACCCACCACCAGUCAGCCUGCGAACCACUUACCUGGAACUUCCGCGGAGGAAACGCGAAAAUUGUCAUUUGCCGCCGCUUUAAAGGAUUUGCUGCAGAACCUGUCGUUCCAUUGUUACGGCAAAUUAGUGGAGCAGGGUCGGCGGAUUCAGGAGCGUUUCUUUUGGUUCAUUUUCCACAUAACCGCUUUGAGCGUGCUAAUUGCAUUUCUCUGGGGCACCUACACCAACGAACAGGAUGCCUUGGUGACCACCAUGUACCAUCCCAUGUAUCCCAUUUGGAAGGUGGAGUUCCCGGCCAUUUCCGUUUGCAGUCUGAACCGCAUCUCACAACGUGCGGCAUGGGACUAUGCCCACAAACUCAGUGGCAAAGACCCCAAGCUGCGAAAUGCCAGCUUUUACUAUGACCAACUAAAGGCUUUUAUGUACAUGUACUACGAUCCCUCGGAUCUGGUGGAUAUUGAUAAUGCCCUGCGACUUCAGAGCUUCUUGGACAGGUUUGAUACCGGAGAAGAGGACCUCUUCUUCAAUACCAGAAAACGUAUGCGGGCCCUCACUCCGAAUUGUAGUGACAUGUUUGUGAGCUGCAGAAUUUCCGGUCGACUUUUCGACUGCAUGGAUCAGUUUGAGGAGACUCUGACUAGUCAUGGCUACUGCUGCACUUUCAACUACGAUGGGAGAUACGUCAAUAAAAGGGACUUUAGACAGCUUUACUUUGGGCCCGACAUGGGAUUAGUUUUGACCUUAAAGACAGAUCCCAGUGACAAUUUUUACAAGAUUAAUGGUCACAAUGGCUUUGUGGUCUAUCCCGAUCCCUAUUCUGGAGGUGUAGCUGAACGCGUGGCCGAAACGGGCUUUAAUACCUUGCUGCCGGUAAGGGCUAAAAUCUUUGAGACCCUUCCAGAAGCGCGCAGUAUGAGUCAAUCCGUGCGAAAGUGCCUGUUUGAGAACGAGAUGCCGUGGAUCUUCGCUCGACAUUACACCUUCAGCAAGUGCAUCUCGGCUUGCAGGGCGCAAAGUGUCGUGAGUCUCUGCGAGUGCGUUCCCUUCAGCUUGCCGCACAGAUAUAUCGAUGGGAGUGAGAAGCACAUCUACUGCACGUUGCAGCACCUGGCCUGUCUCAAGCGCUACGAGUUCAAGUGGUUGAACGUCAUCACCAGUCGCGAGAAUGUGACGGGUCUGGAGCACGAGCUGCAGGACGCCCUCUUCUGCCCGCUCUGUUUGGCCUCCUGCACGGAGACCAGGUACAGUGUUCGAGGAGCCAUGACACUGGGCCUGCCCACGCCCAGUCCGACCAAGGGCCCCAAGCGAAGCAGUUCCGGACCGCGUGCCAAUAACAGUUACGGCUCCGGCUGGAGUUCCGGAUCCGGAAAGGUCCCCAGCUCAUCCUCGUCCUCGUCCUCAUUCGCCACCACCCCCACCGCCGAACUGGCCGUGGUUCGUAUUUAUUUUGCCGAAACGCACAUUCAAUACUUUCGCCAGAUUAUUAAGUGCGCCUGGUACGAGACCUUCAGUACAAUUGGCAACAUCUGCGGCAUUAUAGCCGGCUUCUCGCUGAUUGGCAUCUGCGAGCUGUUGUUUUUUCUAGCCAAACAAUUAUGGCAGGCCUGCCGCGCGGAACUUCGUGCCGAUCUCGCCCACAUCCAUGUCCAAAUCCGGAAUCAGGUAGCGGAACCGGAAGCCGAGCGGCCGAUGAAGUUGUUUAUACUGCCGUAA